Nyctereutes procyonoides (raccoon dog) is the source of this 4561-nucleotide messenger RNA. RefSeq names its product BAG cochaperone 4 (gene BAG4). The coding region runs from base 301 to 1674 and encodes 457 amino acids. Lineage: Eukaryota; Metazoa; Chordata; Mammalia; Carnivora; Canidae. Gene Ontology annotation, cellular component: nucleus; cytoplasm; cytosol. The transcript is spliced from 5 exons. Gene Ontology annotation, molecular function: protein-folding chaperone binding; adenyl-nucleotide exchange factor activity. Gene Ontology annotation, biological process: protein stabilization. The record is from RefSeq and is a predicted model, not a curated record.
CUGGUAAAAGGGGAAGAGGAAGCUGGAUUGACUAGACGGUAAGGAAAACGUAUUCUCCCUUUUAAGAAACGCAGGGCUGCAGCUCAUCUCCAGCUUCUCAGACAGCCGCCCCCCGCCUCCCCCGAGGCACGGACCUCCGUCCCACGACUCUCGGGACUCGCCGCCGAAGGGGCGGGCCCGAGCCAGGAUUGGCUGUUGUCGGCCGACCCCUUUCUCUGCUCUCCAGUUCCUCUCGUCGGCGGGCGCCUGCGCCAUGGGCUGGCCGUGGGGGGCGGGAAGCGCUGCGGGGCAUUAGAGCCCAUGUCGGCCUUGAGGCGCUCGGGCUACGGCCCCAGCGACGGUCCUUCCUAUGGCCGCUACUACGGGCCCGGCGGGGGAGACGUGCCCAUGCACCCGCCUCCGCCCUCGUAUCCUCCUCGCCCUGAACCUCCGCAGCCUCCCAUUUCCUGGCGGGUGCGCGGGGGCGGCCCUGCUGAGACCACCUGGCCGGGAGAAGGCGGAGGAGGGGAUGGCUACUACGCCUCUGCAGGCGCCUGGUCAGAGAGCGGUCGAGCUGGAGGAAACCACCAGGACCAGCCACCUUAUUCUAACUACAAUUCUAAUUAUUGGAAUUCUCCUGCACGACAUAGAGCUCCAUACCCAAGUACAUAUCCUGUAAGACCGGAAAUGCAAGGCCAGAGUUUGAAUUCUUAUACGAAUGGAGCAUAUGGCCCACCAUACCCCACUGGCCCUGGGGCAAAUACUGCCUCAUACUCUGGGGCUUAUUACACACCUGGAUAUACUCAGAGCAAUUACUCCCCAGAGGUUCCAAGCACUUACCGUUCACCUGGCAACAGCCCAGCCCCAGUCUCUCGUUGGCUGUAUCCUCAGCAGGAUUGUCAGACUGAAGCAGCCCCUCUUAGGGGGCAGGUUUCAGGAUAUCCUGCUUCACAGAACCCUGGAAUGGCCCUGCCUCAUUAUCCUUAUGGGGAUGGUAAUCGUAGUGUUCCACAACCAGGACCAACUGUACGACCACAAGAGGACUCAUGGGCUUCUCCUGGUGCUUAUGGAAUGGGAACCCGUUACCCCUGGCCUUCAGCUGCACCCUCAGCACCACCUGGGAAUCUCUACAUGAAUGACAGUACUUCAUCAUGGGCCAGCAGCAGCUCCUCUCAGUCACCUCCUUCACCAGCACCCCAGCAGCCCAAGGACUCCUCAUACCCCUAUAGCCAGUCCGACCAAGGAAUGAACCGGCACAACUUCCCUUGCAAUGUCCAUCAGUACGAGUCCUCGGGAACAGUGAACAAUGAUCAUUCAGAUCUUUUGGAUUCCCAAGUCCAAUAUAGUGCAGAGCCUCAGCUGUAUGGUAAUGCUACCAACGAACACCCCAGCAGUCAAGAUCAGAAUGAUAAUCUUCCUGAAGAGUGUUUAUCUUCAGAUGAAGGUACUCCCCCAAGUAUUAAAAAAAUCAUACAUGUGCUGGAGAAGGUCCAGUAUCUCGAGCAAGAAGUAGAAGAGUUCGUAGGGAAAAAGACAGACAAAGCGUACUGGCUUCUGGAAGAAAUGCUAACCAAGGAGCUUUUGGAACUGGAUUCAGUUGAAACUGGGGGCCAGGACUCUGUCCGGCAGGCCAGGAAAGAGGCUGUUUGUAAAAUCCAGGCCAUACUGGAAAAGUUGGAAAAAAAAGGAUUAUGAAGGAUUUAGAACAAAGGGGAAGCCUGUUACUAACUUGACCAAAGAACUCUUGAUUUUGGUUAAUUAGCCCUCUUUUUGAAAUGCUUGUUGGUGACGAGAAGCAAUACAUUCCAACUUUCCUUUGAUUAAAACUUGAAAAACUGGUAAAGGACUUGAAAGAACAUUUUAGUUAUGAAUUGUUUUCAGUUUUCAGACCAAUGAAUGUAAUAGGAAGCUGUGGAGUUACCGUUAUUGCCAAGUAGACUCACUCCUUAAGAAAUUUGUGGAUAUCUACAAGCUGCUUCUUAUCAGCAGGAGGGAAACACGCUUUAUGUAACAGGCUUAUCAAAAAUCGACCAGAUGAGACUGGAUAUAAUCUGAGGCAAACAGGCUCUGUUUUUUUAACCAUCUGGAUUACUUGUCACAUUUUUGUACAUUGUGACUGCUUUCAACAUACACUUCAUGUGUAAAUUACAGCUUGGACUUUAGCCCUCUCGGACCUCUGUUUUGUUUUGUUAUUUGCAGUUCAUAAAUAUAGUAUUAUUCUCUACUUCUUGGUACGUUUUGUAGUAAUAUGUUUAAUAUAAUUAUUCAUGAGACUAUAUUGACAGCCAGAUAGUAUGGCAGUUCUGAAUGAAUUUAUAUCUUUUCACCACUUGAACAUAUUGCAAUGUGUACUGAGUUCUUGAGGUAGAUUGGCCCCUUUUUUGUAUAGAUCAUUAGGGUAGAGUUUUACCACUUCUAGUUUUCAUGUUAAUACUGGAAGGCGAAUUGGGAGAUGGCAAAGGCACAGGAAUAAAUGUUUGUGGCCAUUUUCUUUUUUGCUUUUUUAUUGUAUUUGGAUAAAGAUCCACCUUAAAAUUGCCCUUCCCUACCCCUUAAUUAUCUUUUCACUACUGUUGCUUCCAUGUAGAGCAUUAUGAUAGAUACAGAUAAAAAAAUUAAAUGCCACAGUUAGUAGAAGUAACUGCAAAAGUAAUAAAUGUGACCACUUGGAAAUGUACUUCUCUAUCUAAAAUAAUUAGUUUCAUCAUGGGGAUCCCUAUGAGCAGAUUUCAGCUCAGUUUAUAAUAAAAAACAUGAGGGUAAACAGAAUUCAUGCUCAGGGAAUGAAUCAGCCAUAGUAAGAGUGGAAAAUUUUCUUCUUUUAAAGGUAGAUUUGAUAUUUACCUUUAUUUCCCUAUGACAAAUUGUUUUAUUAAAAAAAGAUGUUGGUUACCGUUAAUAAUGGUCAUUUCAGAGCAGAUUUAAGAAAGGGAUAUUGAAAUGGUCUUAGUUGGGCUUGCUUGGGUAGCUCUUUGCUAUGGUGUAGAAGAGACUUAGGUAAAUGGUAAAUGACUUACUUUUUCUAUUGGAAGUGAGUUCUGGUAUACAGUAUCUGUUAUUGGAAAAACAGCUGUUUCUUAAUAAGAUAUCUAAAUGAUAACUUUUUUCUAGACUAUGAGGCCUAUAAAUAAUGAUAAAUCUGUCAGCCAUCUCCUCUCCUUUUUUUUUUUUUUUAAAGUGGGCUCCAUGCCCAAUGUGGAAGCCUUGUGUGGGGCUUUAACUCCCAACCCUGAGAUCAAGAGUUGGCCAUCCAACUGACUGAGCCAGGCACCUCCAUCUCCUCUCCUUUUAAACAAAACCAAACACAUGAUGAGAAGAAAUGGAGUAAAAAUACUGGCUGGGUCUUAUGGAUGGGAUGAGUGAUUUUAUAAGAUAAUAUGGUGACAAUUUUAUUCUAGGAUUUUCUUUUUUGGCCUAAUACAGGAAUGUUUAAAAAAAAAAGGCUUCCUAUGAAAAUUAGAAAAUUGUACUUGAAACUAAAAAUUUAGAAAGGGGAGAACCUUAAAGCUGACUUAGUGAGACAGUGACUAAUUCAGGAGAGAACUCUGCUAUUUAACUGAAGACCCAAGAUACCAAUUUCCACAAAGUCUUGAUGUUUAUACACACACACACACACACACAUUAUGCACAUAUAUAUGCGUGUAUGUUUUUUAGCAGUUUUUUUUAAAUUUUGAGAUAAUUUUAAACCUAAGGAGUUGUAAAAUUAGUAGUUUCUGUAUACUCUUCACUGAACUUCCCCUUAUGUUAAAUAAUGUCUUACAUAACCAUAGAACAAUUGUCAAAUUAAGAAAUUAGUCUUGAUACAAUACUGUUAACUAAAGUAGAGAUUUUAAAAAAGUAGAGAUUUUCUUGUUUUUUUCACCGAUGUCCUUCUGUUGUUCCAAGAUCCCAUGCAGAAUCCUACCUUGCAUUUAGUUGUCAUGUCUCUGUAGUGUCCUCCCAAUCUGUGACAGUGUAUGGUAACACCUGAUGUCACAAUGUGUUUCUGGUGUUGUUAACCUUAAUCUCUAAGGUGGCAUUUGCUAGGAUUCUUUACUGUAAAAUUACAUUUUUCUUUGUAAUGACUAAAUAUUUGCUGGAGAUACUUUGAGAUUAUGCAAAUAUCCUGUUUCUGCUUAAACUAUUGCCCACUCAUUUUCACAUCCAUUGCCAGAUCUUGCUUGUGUCAGUUACUACUACUGUGGUGGUCUAAUGGUGAUUCUCUGUUUUUCUCAAUCUUCUACAUUUAUUAAUUGGAAUUCUUCUGUAAGGAAAGGUUACUGCAUUUGGAUAAGUCAGGAUUAAGUACAAACUUAGAAUUUAAAGAUGUAAACCAUUUAAAAUGAUAACAAAAACCAACAUCAAAGAAAGGAAAGCUAAAUUGGUAAUCUGUUUCAGAAAAUAUAAUGAACUUAAGAAGGAAAAUGGUAUUUAUGAUCUGUGGGUUUGGUUCAAUAUUUGACCUAGUAUUGACUUCAGACUGAAUUUAAAAUAUUCUCGGAGUUUCACAUAUGGACUUUCUAAAAGUAUCUUAAUUUAUAUUACUUUGGGGAUAGUUUUUGUCAAAAUCUUGAAUAAAGUUACCGAGACCUGGCAUGUUAAA